AUGAGGCGCGCUUCAGAGCCGACAGAUGCGGGAUCCACGUCAGCUUUGCGAUCGGCGCGCUCUGUCACCUUCAACCAGACUCCUCGCGGCUCAUCGGAAGUGCCGCGCAGCAGCAACCGGUACCGGCACCCCAGCGACUCGGGCCGGGAUGAUCCGUCCAGCUUGCUCAAGGACUUCGACUCCAAGCUUCAAUCAAUCCAGGAUGUGCUCAACAGAUACCAGUCGGAGAAGUCCACGCAGGCGCGGGGAGGUGUCCUAGGGAGCUCGGGGUCAGGGUUGAGCGUGUCGGGCAAUAAUGCCGGAGGCGGAGCCGGGGGCUCAUCGGGCAGCGAUCACCACCACGGCCACCAUGGCUACCAUGACCGACCUGCUUCGGGUUCCAGCUCGGCCCCUGGCUCUGCGCGGAGGUGGCAGCAGCAGCACCACCACCACCAGAAGCUGCAGCAGCAGCAGCCGCUUGACCCUGGGGCCAUCAUGGACGAGGAGGUCUUUGUGCGGCACGUGCUGGCUACCCCCCGGCGUGUCAAGUCCGCAGUCCCGGGGGUCCCCCGCGCCCUGUCCGCCCGCAUCGAGUACUACCGCAGCCACAGAGACAAGGCGCAGGAGAAGGCUGAGAAGGCGCGCGGGGAGCAGCUGGCGGCGCAGCGCGAGGCGAUGGCCAACGGCACGGCCCCAGGCACCUCGCCCAUCAAUUUCAUCGAGGCCAACCGCCGCAGCAUCGUGCCGUACGCCCUGCCGCCCAGCAUCCAAAUGACCAUAGAUUCCAUUCGCGAUCAGGGUUUAACCAGUUUGGCGGCGUGCACCACCCGCCGCAGCCGCCACGGCACCGCCAGCUGUACGAGCUCCGGAACUGGCGCCGUACCGGAGAUAAACCGCUCGUCCAGGCCCUGGUCAGGGAUGUCGAACACGACGCUAUCGUCCGCGCGCGGCGCCGCCGCUGGGCCGUACUCACUCACCGUCAGUCCCGUCAGCACUCCCGCCGCCCAUGCAACCCGCGGGCUUGCGAUGGCGGCGACGGGAGCUGGCGGCGGCGGGGGCGGCACAUUCGCAGGUCUUUCCCGUCCCGGCACUGCCACCAGCGUCAGCAGCUCACAGUACGGCACGUACUCCUACGGCGUCAGCGGCGGCGCCCUGAUGCGUGCGAGCACCAACUCAGCCGGGGCUGGCGGUGCUCCUGGGCCGGGGGUUGAGGCGGGCAGUGUGUAUAGCGGCGGCGGCACCGGCACGAGCGUGGACGGUAGGCGGCUGCGAUUGGCGCUGACGGCGAGGCCUGCGAGCGGGGGCUCCCCCACCCGACGAGUGGAGUUCAUCGCGGAGCAGUCGGGCCGGCGAGUGGAGAGAGCCCUGUACGCGGCGGAGGUGCGGGAGCGGGCGGUCGCACUGGAUGUGGAGCGGCGGCGCAACAUCGUGGCGGCCUCGGAGCAGCGGGCGGCGCUGCGGCGGGAGGAGGAGGCGAGGCUGGCGGCGGCGAGGGCGCUGGCAGAGCGACAAGAAAGGCAGCGGCAAUGGACGGGGAUUGUGGGGCUGUGCUCCAAGAUCUCCUUCGUCGCGGAGAGGAUCAUGGAGGACCGGCGGAUCAGGGCUCUCCGGGCGCUAAGGAAGGCGGCGGCGAUGAAGAUUGCCUCCUGGUACAAGGGCAUCCUGCUGAGGCGGCGUCAGGUGGAGCUGGUGUCCUUGAUUCGGCGACUGAAGGGGCUGCUCAAACCGUAUCUCGCCGUACAGAGGGAGCUGGUACGGCAGAGAUGCACGGCUCGUAUCGUGUCCUUUCUGCAGUACACUCAGACCUCCAACAUGGCGGUGGUGGGGGUGAGGCGGCUAAAGGCGGAGGUGGAGGUGCUGCAGACCGCUUGGCGCAAUGCGCUGCUGGUUCGCAACACCCAGCGACAGAUCUUGUACAACCAGCUCACCCGGCUGGAGAGGGACAUCGUGUGCACCAACAAGCGGAUCGAAAGGACUUAUGCGGGCCAGAUGUUCCGGUUGGGGAAGUCCGUCAACAUUCUGGAACCCGACGGUGCGGUACCGCCCUCCGCCGCCGCCGCCGCCGGUGGUGGUGGUGGUGGUGGUAUUGCAGGCCGCUCCUUUAAAAGCUUGGGUGCAAGCAGCGCCAGGUCUCAUGGCCCACCCCAACAGCAGCAGCAGCAGGCGGGGGGAACCCUCACCAUCUCCGAUGCGAUGUCGGUUGUUCCCGCGGCCACGGACGCCGGAGCAGGUACAAGUGCACGCGGCAAGUACGACAGGAUGCGUCAGCCUUACCGGGGCGUGUUGGUCCACGAGGGGCUGUUGGAGGAGGAGGACGAGGUGCUGCGAAGCCACCUGGAGAUGGUGCCCAGGGAGGUUCGCGAGCAGGUGGUCAAUGCCUUCCUGCUCGAGGCCCGUCGCGAGCACCGCAAGCUGCUGGAGCAGUACAGCAAUGAGAAGAUGUUGUACCUGGCGAGGAGACCAAUUGAGGAGCUGAGACAGAAGAUGCUUCGAGAUGCGGGUGGGGGCGCUGGUGGUGGGGGUCUGACGAUGGAGCCAGAUGUCAAGCCCCCCGUCAUGCCCCACAUGCGCCUCGUCUACCCCCGGCCCAAGCUGAAGGAGCUUCUCCGCCGCGCAGUGGAAAUCAACCAGGCACGUCUGGCGGCGGCGGAGGAGCGCCGGCAGCAGGAAGCGGCGGAGGUGGCGGCGGGCGGCGGACGCAGCACCCACUGGCUGGCGGAGCACCGCCACGGAGGUGGUGGCGGAGGCGGCGGCGGAGUCUUGUGGGCGGAUUUGCACGGUGGUGGCGGAGGAGGAGGGGGUGCGCACGGCGGCGGUGGGGGUGCGGGCCUCUCACGUGCCAAUACCGUCCGCCGGACCUUCUCCAGGACGUCGCACCGGGGCACGUCACACCGGUCGUUGAAGGUGCCGCCGCCGCCGCCGCCCCCCACGACGCAGUAG
Messenger RNA from Volvox carteri f. nagariensis, 2919 nucleotides. RefSeq lists its product as uncharacterized. Lineage: Eukaryota; Viridiplantae; Chlorophyta; Chlorophyceae; Chlamydomonadales; Volvocaceae. The record is from RefSeq and is a predicted model, not a curated record. The transcript is spliced from 15 exons. The coding region runs from base 1 to 2919 and encodes 972 amino acids.